GAAGUGACGUCAGGGCGCCAAUGUUUUUCAUAUGAUAGCUGUCAUGAUGGCGCCCUACUGGUCCAUGUGACUGGUAUAUGCAUGUACGGUGGCCAUAGUGAUGUGAGUGGGCAGGGUGGGUACUAGGUGAUGACCGGGCAUUAGACAUGUGGCUGGGCACCAUGAUGCGCUGUGUGUUACACAGGGUGAUCCCCGGGAAGGGAAAUCCUCUCCUCACGUGUGUCCUUACACAAGCUCGGCUGAAGCAUGGCAUGGCUUCCCUUGGCUUCUCCCGCAGACAUUUCAAGAAGGAUCUGUUAUCGGUGCUUGAUGUCAGCCCAGUGACUGUAACAGAGAUCCGACAGUAUCUCCGGGACAACAAUAUCUCCUUCCAUGAUGGCUACAGCUGCCUGCAUGUCCCCAGCCCCUUCACCCCAAACAAAGAUAACCUGCUGUUUAUUGACAAGACAACCGGCAGAUUUCUGUGUACGGACACAUUGCUGGAGGGCACCUGGGAGGACUUCAAGGACAGCAUGGAUCUACUCAUAAAGGAGGGAUCAGCCUUCCUUAGUCCUGACACCAUGAGCAGCUACCUGGAGGACAGCGACUCUGAGGAUGGUGAGAGGCAGCUUAACAACAUGGAGGUCAGCAGGAUCUGGAAUAAAGCAGUGUGGUUCCAUGAUCUGGAGGAGGACGACGCACAACUGGUUAAAGCCAUGUUUAGCAUCUCCAAGAUAACCAACAACACCCUGAAGAAGUUUGGAGUCAAGUGCUUCCAGCCUACCAAAAGUUUAGUGUUCCCCUGGUACAACCCUCGAGACAGUACCAUGAAAGGCGUAAAGCUGUUGUCGGCUGUGUGCCAGGGGGAUGUGGUGAACUACAUUGAGACGCUUUAUCCCAGACCUUCUCAUUACCAUAACCUCUUUGGGAUUACAGUAAUGGGCAAGAAGGACACAGAGGUGGUGAUCACUAGCCAAGAAGUGGAUAGUUUAGCGGUCCACCAGGCCACAGGGGUAACCACGGUAUCUUUGCCACGGGGAAUAAGUUGUUUUCCCCCCGUUCUUUUGCCAUAUCUUGAGCAGUUUAAGCGCAUCACCCUGUGGCUUGGGGAUGACCUGCGUGCAUGGGAAGCUUCCAAACUGUUCUCUAGAAAACUAAGCAUCAAGAGAUGCUCUCUUAUACGGCCCGGGGAUAAACAGCCUAGCCCACUAAAAGCCUUGAACCUUGGUCUUAACCUGAAUAAACUCCUCAAGGCUUCUCUUCCAGCUAGCCACAAGUCUAUCAUUUCAUUCCGUCAGCUCCGGAAGGAAGUAUUUAGUCAGCUGGAGAAUAUAGAGCAACUUGCCGGGGUGAAAUGGAAAAGAUUUCCAGAGCUAAACAAGCUACUGAAGGGCCACAGGAAAGGGGAACUGACAAUAUUUACAGGCCCAACUGGUAGUGGAAAAACAACAUUUAUCAGUGAAUAUGCUUUGGACUUGUGCAUGCAAGGGGUUAACACUUUGUGGGGGAGCUUUGAACUUAACAAUGUUCGCUUGGCAAAAGUUAUGCUGACGCAGUUCUCUCUGCUGCGCCUGGAGGAUCAGCUUGACAAGUAUGACGAGUGGGCAGAUCGAUUUGAAGAGCUGCCUCUUUACUUCAUGACUUUCCAUGGAGAGCAGAAUAUAAAGUCUGUGAUUGACACCAUGCAGCAUGCAGUGUAUAUGUAUGACAUUAACCACGUUAUUAUUGAUAAUCUGCAGUUCAUGAUGGGCCAGGAGCAUCUCUUCUCAGAUAAAUUAGCGGUACAGGACUACAUUGUUGGGGCAUUCAGAAAAUUUGCAACUGAAAAUGGCUGUCAUGUGACUUUGGUCAUUCAUCCCAGAAAAGAAGAUGAUGAUAAGGAAUUACAAACCUCCUCUAUUUUUGGCUCUGCAAAAGCCAGCCAAGAGGCAGAUAAUGUUCUUAUACUCCAAGACAGAAAGCUUGUCUCAGGCCCAGGCAAAAGACAUUUACAGCUGUCUAAAAACAGGUUUGAUGGAGACGUUGGGGUCUUUUCACUGGAAUUUAACAAGUCCACACUGACUUUUACUUCUUCAAAGAGCAAGGCAAAAGUGAAGAGACUCAACAAGGAGAAUGAGAUACCGGAUGCUCUGCCGGAUACCACAACAACAAAAAAGAAAUAAACACAGAUGUUUGUGCUGCUAAACUGUCAUUUUAUUUUCACUGCGUUUGAUAGAGUUUUUUGUACAUCUGUGUCUAUGAGCCAAGGUGUUGUGGAUGAAACAUUUCAAUGUUUUUGAUAAUAGGUUUGUUAUAUAAAACACUAAUUGGUCCUAAAACACUGUAUAUAAGCUAAAUUCCACAACUCUAUUAAACUUUUAUAUGUUGG
Molecule: messenger RNA, 2347 nt
Organism: Hyla sarda
Lineage: Eukaryota; Metazoa; Chordata; Amphibia; Anura; Hylidae
Gene: TWNK
Product: twinkle mtDNA helicase
Exons: 5
Coding region: 147-2141 (664 amino acids)
Biological process (GO): mitochondrial DNA replication
Cellular component (GO): mitochondrion
Molecular function (GO): 5'-3' DNA helicase activity; single-stranded DNA binding; ATP binding
Source: RefSeq, a predicted model, not a curated record